Rhinocladiella mackenziei CBS 650.93 is the source of this 1158-nucleotide messenger RNA. RefSeq lists its product as uncharacterized. Bases 1 to 1158 code for a protein of 385 amino acids. The transcript has a single exon. Lineage: Eukaryota; Fungi; Ascomycota; Eurotiomycetes; Chaetothyriales; Herpotrichiellaceae. The record is from RefSeq and is a predicted model, not a curated record.
AUGCGUGCUCAAGUCCUCACGGCCUUCAACGAGCCGUACACGUUGCGAACGGACUUUCCUAGCCCGCCAGCACCGCAGGGCUAUGAACUUCUCAUCCGCGUCCUCGCAGCCUCGUACUGCCAUACAGACGCGGUCUUCGCCUCGGGUGCCAUGAUGCAAACUCUCCCGCGCGUCGGGUCACAUGAAUUCGCCGGCGUUGUGGAAGCCAUGGGUCCAGAAGCCGAGCUAGUUGCAAAAUCGAAGGGGUUAACUAGUGGUCAGCUCGUCGGUGUGCCUGGCCGUGCGUUCAGGUGCUGCGGUGAAUGCGCCGAAUGUACUGAAAAUGGAGGUGAUGAGGAAGGGUAUGGAGUCUGGUGUCCCCGUGCAGGGAACCUGGGAUUGAGUCGCGAUGGCGGGUUCCAGGAGUUCUGCAUCGUGGAUGUCCGCCAGGUGGCGCGUGCGCCGGAGGGGGAAUCCGGAUCCAUGAAGAUGAAGGCCGUGGAUAUUGCGCCGCUCAUGUGCGCGGGUGUUACGGUUUGGAAUGCCCUUGAAACCGCGGGCGUGGAUAUGUCUGCUUCGUCGAGGGAAAUUGGCAAGGGUAAGUCUAUCGCAAUAAUGGGCGCGGGAGGCGGCUUAGGCCAUCUGGGUGUACAGUUCGCGGCCAAGUUAGGGUGGAAAGUUGUGGCAAUUGACACGACGCCUGCGAUGGGGAUGCUGAGAGAUGUGGUUGCAUCUUUAGGAGAUGAUGGACGCAACGUCACUGUCGUAGACGCCCUGCAGGACACUGUCGAGGCUGUGAAGAAGCGCAUCUUCGGCGAAGCAGUACCAGGUCGUGAGGGCGAAAAGGGAUGCGACUCUUCCAUUAUCCUGCCCGAGUCGCAAGCAGCUUUCGAUUUCGGCAUGGCCGUAAUCAAGAACCACGGUACCUGCGUUACCGUGAGCUUCCCCAAGGACGGGUGGCGAUUCAAGCCCGGUGAUCUGGUGUUUCGACAUAUCAAACUUCUAGGGGUCUUGACCGGGCGUAAUCACCAACUGCAGGCGAUGGUGGACUUCGCGGCAAAGAACGGUGUUAGGGCAAAGAUUAGGACAUAUCCACUGGAAAACCUGAACGAAUUGGUUCAAGAUUACCACCGUGGCGUGGGUGGGAAGUUGGUCGUAGAUAUGGAGAUGAGGCCAUGA